Messenger RNA from Durusdinium trenchii, 1755 nucleotides. The record is from the annotation of a GenBank genome assembly. Lineage: Eukaryota; Dinophyceae; Suessiales; Symbiodiniaceae.
CAAACUGGAACCUUGACAUUUCUUGCAUUUUGCACCCCUUUCUUUGCAGCCAUGGCUUUGCCCACUGCUCCAAUCGUGCUGACCGCACCAACGGAAGCCGUGCGUGCCGGAUCCGCGCUGCAUGCCACACGAACCACGCGCUCCACGAUCGUCGACCGCGCGCGACACGAUCAGCGCACGUGGCGCAGCGGCUUGACCGCCGUGGCAGCUGCAGUGGCGGCCACACGCCCGCAGCGCAGCACAGCGAGUGGGCGCGACUACGGCGAACGCGGCGCGCAAAGGAGAUUGAGGGGGCCCAGGGCCUUGCAGCAAGCGGUGGACUUGCUGGUGAAAGAGUUGGAGAUGGAUGAGAGGGCGGCCAUGCGCAUUGUCAAGGACAUCCGGACCUUUGUGGUGGCCCGCGAGGGCGAGGAUGCCACGGGCAGCCGCAGCAUGGCUUGGGCGAAGCGCUUGUGCCGUGGCUUGAAGAUGCACGAGGGCCUUGAGCCAUUGCUGCAGAAAGUUGGAGGAGUGGAGCAGGUCUUGUUGGACCUGGAAGCCAGAAGCAACAAGCACGGGGAGGUCUUUCGGGACAUCACCCGACAGCACCAAGCUCUCCGUGAUGGGGAGGCGGUCGACAUGGAGGACUAUGGCAAAGCGGCUGAGUAUAUGGCUCAGGAAUGGUGGGUUCGUGCCUCUGCCGAGCGGAUCAUCGACCGUAUCGACCAGUACUUCUUGCUGAGCGGCGAGCAGGUCCGGAAGGGGCAUCCUCCAUGGGCCUAUUCCAACGACAAGAAUAGCGUGCCCAAAGGCUGGAAGCAGUACGAAGUCCAAGGCAGGCGUCUUUUCUGGAACCCUGAGACGAUGCGCAUGCAAACCAAGGCGCCCCCCGGCUAUGAUGCGGACGAGCCCCCGCGAGAGCCCCCUGCGGCUCGCGAGCCACCGCUGAAGUUACUGGACAUUGGCAGCAGUGUCAAUCGCUUUCAAGAUUGGCCUUUCUUCGUUGAGGCGCACGCCCUGGACUUGCAACCGCAGGCAGAGGAGGUCCUACAGGCGGACUUCUUUGAGGUCCCAAUCCUCGAGGAAGCUCAGGCAGAUGCUUCUCCCUUUUGCGUGGAGGAUGGAGAGCUGAAGGGCCUUGUGGCCAACGCCUUCGACGUGGUGGUGAUCUCCUUGGUGCUCUCCUUCCUUCCCAGCCCGGAGAAACGCAUCGAGAUGGUGGCCAAAGCUCGCCGCUGCCUCCGGAACGACCGUGGCCUCCUGUUUGUGGUGGAGGGAGGAUCUGCCGUCAUGGACGGCAGUUGGUAUCAGAAGGAUGCAGCUGCCGAGUGGUCUUUAGCCAUGGUCGACUGUGCAUCCUGCGGAAAGAUGUGUCCCGUCGGACUGUCUCUCUUCUCCAGCGUGCUGUGUGCAAUCCAGCGUGCCACAGGCAGGUGCUGUGUCGGCGGGUUUUCCAAAACGUGUUCCUGCGCUGUGCCUCAGCACAUUAUAGCUUUGUUGUGCAUUCAGUUUACAGGCCGAAGGAAAAGGAAAGCAAAGAGUUUUAGCAUCAGCAGGGGCGUGAUUUAGGUCACACAUCAGCCUAAAAGCAGAUGCCAGCCAGGUUCUAGAAAUUUUAUCAAAUUGUAAGAUAGCUUAAGAUAAAACCCACCACCAAUUCUUAGGUUUACUUGUAAAACAAUCAGACAUUCAUGAGGCUUUGGGUGCAGAAAAUGAUUUGGCGAAACAUUGCGAAACCAUUUUCUUGAUUUCCCUCCCAAGACAUCCAAAACCUGG